This is a messenger RNA of Brassica napus (rape), 2501 nucleotides long. Its product is annotated as glutaredoxin-C7. Lineage: Eukaryota; Viridiplantae; Streptophyta; Magnoliopsida; Brassicales; Brassicaceae. The transcript has a single exon. Bases 1734 to 2354 code for a protein of 206 amino acids. The record is from RefSeq and is a predicted model, not a curated record. Gene Ontology annotation, cellular component: cytoplasm; nucleus. Gene Ontology annotation, biological process: negative regulation of DNA-templated transcription; anther development.
UGUAUUUUAUCAGGGUGUAACUGGUAAUCAAGCUGAGGAAUGCUAUGAAUGCAAGGAAUUAAAAAAAAUAGAAUGUCAAUUAAUGGAAUGAUGGAAGUUAUGGAAUGAAAUAAAUGGAAUGGAUAAUUGCAGAGAAAUAUUUUUGUAACACAAAUGGUAACUUUUUAAAGGAAUUGAAUGGAAUGAAAUGAAAAUAACUUUUAAUUUAAAUUAAAUAAUGUUAAAAAGAAACACAAAUAUUUAUUUAAACCUUGCCUAAAACUAAACAUCUUUAUUGCCAAAACAAAUAUUCAUGAUCGCAUGAAGAAAUAAUAGAAAAGUAACUUUGGAGGAAGUGUCAUCUGCAAUAACUAAAGCUUUGAAUAACUAACAUAAUAGCAAUAGUAAUCCUUUUUUUAUAAAACCUUAACAAGAAUAUUGAUCACUAAAGCACAGAUUCUACACAACUUCGAUAUGUAGCAAACAAAACGUACUAGACUAUAUACAACGUAACGAUCAAACGGUAAAAUUUAAGCUUUUUUCUCAGAAAAAAACAGUAUAGCAAUUAUGAAAGGAAAUAAGACUUAUCAGGAGAAAGCAAAUUUUGAUCGGUGGGUUUAAUUACGUAUUAAUGUUUAAAUAAGAAGAAGAUGUUGCUAUUAUUUAGUUAGUAACAAACCUUAAAAAUCUUAACAAAUCUACUAUAGACUAUGAUAAAUAACAAGAAAAAUAUUUAAACUUAAUUAAACUUUUAUUUUUGAUUUAAUUUGAUUCCAUUCCAGUCAUUCACGUUCUUUUUUUAUCAUGAAAGGAUUAUAACUAGAUUCCAUUUUGUUCCACCUAUUCCACAGGAAUUAAUGGAAUGACAACUGUUUUUAAUUCCACUUAAAUGGUGUAUUUUUUUUGGAAUCUCUUGGAAUAAGCUAUUCCAAACAGUUUUAUUCCAAAAAAUAGUAAUCCAGUUACACCCAAAAUAUUUUUGGAAUUGGUGGAAAGACUAUUCCAUUCAUAUCAAAUGGUAAAUUUUUUUUUAAAAUCAAUGGAAUCCACAAUUCGACAUCAUUCCAUUCUAAAAUAUUGUAAUCUAGUUACACUCAAUUUACACGAGAAUAAAUAUAUCUGCGUGCUCGAGUUUUUUUCCACAGGAGGUGCGUACGGAUAUUAUGGGUUUCCAAUAAAAACAUAACGAAAAAACAACAAAACGAUCUCUAAGUUUACAAAGACAUUGUAACUCCGAUCUGAAAUUAUGUAUGGUGAGCUGAUAAACUUUUCCAUAAUUCUUUUUCUCUCUGCAUUUUUUUUGUCAGCUUUCUCCCUGCUUUUUAAAUUGUGAAAUCCCUAUAUAAUGUGGGUUUUUUGUGUUUUAAAAAAAAAGGUUUUGAAAGUGUAUACUGUUAAGAAAAAAGAGAAAUUAAGUGAUAAGAAAUUAAGAAAUUAAUGGGUGAGCGUGGUAAGAGCCGACAAGAAGGACAGGCAGAGCCGUCUAUUGCCAACAACUCCGCUCUGAUAAAAGCCUGUUCUACUUCUUCUCCAGCUUCCUUUUUUUCUUUCAGAUUUUAAUUUAUUUUCAUUUCAGUAUUUGUUUUAAUAGUCGGAUGCAUUUUUUCUGACUAAAGUAUAAUCCGAUACAUUACACAAGGCUAGCUGUACAUAUAAACAAUACAGUAUUACCGAUCGAGUAUUAAUACUAUUUAUUGGUUUUACCUGCAAUCACUAUCCUUCUGUGUCUUCGGUUAAUUUUUUUUUUAAUUAAAAUGAAUAAAAUAAUAAAUGUCAUGUUAUUAUUAUACACAAAUUAUGGCCUUCACUUACUAACAAAAUGUAAUUAUAGGGAAAAGAGUUGCCCUCUCCUCUAUAAAUACUUUGCAUGGCUCUCUCACUCUCCUCAUCAAAACUUGAGCAGAUCUCUUUAUUCUCUCUUAUUCGUUCUAGCUCGUAAGGUUUUUUCAAAAACAAAAAAAAUGCAAUAUCAGACAGAAUCGUGGGGAUCAUACAAGAUGAGCAACAUAGGGUUUGGCGGCGACGUGGGGCUUGCGGCGGACACAAGCCUGCUUCGCCUAGAGUCUCUGGUGGCCGAGAGCGCCGUGGUAAUAUUCAGCGUGAGCACGUGCUGCAUGUGCCAUGCCGUGAAGGGUCUCUUCAGGGGAAUGGGCGUCAGCCCCGCCGUUCACGAGCUCGACCUGCACCCCUACGGCGGCGACAUCCAGCGAGCACUCAUUCGUCUCCUCGGCUGCUCAGGCGCUUCUUCUCCAGGUGCUCUUCCGGUCGUCUUCAUAGGCGGUAAGCUGGUUGGGGCUAUGGACAGAGUCAUGGCUUCUCACAUCAACGGUUCUCUCGUUCCUCUCCUCAAAGACGCCGGCGCACUCUGGCUCUGAACCCUUCAUUGUCUGCUUUCUAAUUGCUUAUAAAGUUUUUUUUUUCUUUUUUUUUAAGAGAAUGGGGAAGAUUAGGGAAGAAACCAAAGCUAUAAUGACAGGCUAGGUUAUAAUAGUUUGUAAUUAGAGAGAGAGUUGUGCGUUUGU